Trypanosoma theileri is the source of this 3513-nucleotide messenger RNA. Its product is annotated as putative glutamic acid rich protein. The record is from RefSeq and is a predicted model, not a curated record. NCBI's taxonomy places the organism in Eukaryota, Euglenozoa, Kinetoplastea, Trypanosomatida, Trypanosomatidae. Gene Ontology annotation, cellular component: transcription factor TFIID complex. Bases 1 to 3513 code for a protein of 1170 amino acids. The transcript has a single exon.
AUGCUGCGUCGUCGUCUAAUUUUCUCUACCUCCACACAAACUACCUUUGCUGGUGCCCUUUCAGCAACAGUGGAAGCCCAUGCCACCUACAAGAGUGAUGCUAUUACUACCUUAACACACAGUACUAUUACAAACAUCUCUUCAAGUCCCUCUCACUCUCUGGGUAAGAGUAAAGGCAACAGUAAUGGUAAUGGCUGUCCAACACCGAUAUUUAUCAGCUGUAGAGCUCACUUCACAACAUUACCGCUGUUGGCUCCAUCUACAACCCGCACAUUACCCGCCUCACCCCAUCAGUGCUCUGUUGAACAGGUAUUGCUUCCCAAUAUACAAACUAAUGAGAGUGGUAUUCGUACGGAAACGCUUCGUGGAAUGGUGCAGUUAUUGCUUGAGCCAGAUGCCACAGAUGUGGAAGAUGUCUCUAUGCUGGAUUUUGUGGUCAUGGUGCCUAAACGACAACUCGCCGCCCUUCGUGGACGUAAAGAAUGGCUUGAAGUGGUGUUAAGUUCGGAGCGUUAUCAGGCAUGUAAAGAUGCCCGAGCACUGCGACUGGCGGGAAUCACCACACUUGGGCGAUGGGAUGAGAACCGUGAACGUGUGCCAGUCUCACCGUAUUCACGUGGUUUAUUAGAAGAUGCCUUUGCCGCCAUAGCUCGACAGCCAGUGGAAUCGCAAAAGGAUCAAGUGAUCACAUGGUUAACGAAAACCAUUCAAAAAGCUGUUAUUGAGGAGUUUGCAGCUAAUAAGGGAAAUCGAAAAGUACUUGCCCCACUCAUUACAGGUAUGCAGGCACUUCCAGAGACUGUGGCUGCCGCUGCUGCUACGAUAAAGGAAGAUGAAUCUCAACAACGGCUGGAGGGGACGAAGGAAGAGAAUGAUACAGCUGAAACAUCAGAGUGGGAAAGUAGUAACCAGAAAACGACUAAGGCUACAAAGAAUCGUGGGAAAAAACAGGCAAAACAUGUUGAAGAAGAUCAUGCCGAAGGCGCAGAAGCAACAACAAAAGCUGUGGAAAGUGAAGAUGUUUCUAAAAAGGAUAAUGCAACAGCCUCCAUGGAAGAUGAUGAGGAUGCUGAAAUUGCAAGGCUUUUAAAAGAAACCGAGCAGGAAUUUGCUCCAACCCCAUAUGUCCGUGGAAGCAAUGAUACCAAUAAGACAUCAUCAUCAACAACAACAGCAUCCACUGGAGGAGCAGCAGCAAAGACUGAUAGUGAUGACUACUCCAGAUCUGGUAAACUAAAGAAAAAGAAGGGCAGCGAGGCUCUUACAAAGAAAGCUGAACUACAAAAACAACAACAAGAGCAAGAGCUAGAGUUACCGGAUGAAGAUGAUGACAUGGAAAUGGAUGAAGCAACGGAGAAAGGACAAAAAACACGUGGUGUUACCGCUGCUGAUACAGUCCCAUCUGAUGCGAAACAAAACAGAUCAUUAGCUCGUCUGGCCGAGUUAAUGCUUACUCAAUUUAACAGUGCCGAUGGCUAUCUUCAUAUGUCUGACAUUAAAGAUGAUGAAAAAAAAGGAUUUGUUAUUGUGGUUGAGGGUGAUAUGGCGCAAGUGGACCCAUUCGCUCUCUACAGUACCUUCAGUGCUGCCAAGGUAACCGAUGGUGAUUCACGUGAAAUUCUCGCACUUAAACAAGUUUGUUCAGCUUAUAAUACAUACACUGAAGCACAUGAUGCUGCUAAUGAUGAGGCGACAGCAAAGUUUUAUAAAGAAAAGGGUGUAGAGGCACUGGUGCAUGGCGCAGUAUUACUUCGGGCAAUCUCACGCGAACAUCCAGUUACACUAGAACCUCGUGAUAUUCCUGCCUAUGGUUUCCCGCUUCUAUCAUCAGACCGUCGUCCACAUCGCGUACGACGCAAUAAAGGAGCUACAGAUAUGACAGCUGAAAAGGUUGAAGAGGCUGUUAAAGCUUAUACUUCAUUUUUUGCUACCAAGAGUAAGAGGUUUACACCUAUUCGUCCAACUAUUGAUUUUAAUUCAGGAUGUAGUGUAGUAGCAUUAAUGGGUACAACACUACAUUUAUACGAGACAUCAUUAAAAGAAACUGUUCGAGAAGAUGAUAUUAGAUGCCGUUUUGCUGAAUCUAUGCUUGGUGUCCUUCAUGUUUUGGAGAGAAAGGUUCUGAAUCGGGUAAAUGUUGUACACUAUCAUAUCCUUGCUACUUCUAUUAGUGGAGGUGGAGGAGCAAAUGGUAUGGAUAUGAUGCCAACCUCUAUUGUUAGUAUUGACACUACUGGUUCAUUUACUUCAGCUGAAAAGACUCGUCUACAUCAACUUGCUGAGCCUCUUGGUAUGACAAGUACUAUUGCAGAGUGUUCCUCUGUUUCUGAUCUUGUAGAUGCUAUUGAAUCCCUUGGUGUUUCUGUGGUACAUGAUAUCUUAACGAACCGUGAAGACUUGGAAGCACUGCUCACACCCACUCUAGUUCAGCUUCUUCCUGAGGCGGAGGAAGAAGAAGAGGUUGAGGAAAUGGAUAAAAAGCCCCCUGCAAAGCGUGUCUCUGCAACUGUGGGAAAAGAAGUAACCUCAAAGUCUGGGUCUGGAGGUGGUGGUGGUAGCAGCAAUAGUACUACUGCUGCCGCAGCCGCAGCUGCGAAGGUGGCUAUGGCUGCAGCAACAGCAACAAGUAAAGAUGAAGAGGAAGAAGAAGAGGAAGAAGAGGAAGAGGAAGAAAAGACUCCUAAGAAGAAGGGAAAGGGUAAGAAAAAGGAAGAAGUAGAAGAGGAACCCGAAGAAGAGGAAGAGGUGGAAGAAGAAGAGGAGGAGGAAGAAGAAGAAGAGGAGGAAGAAGAGGAGGAGGAAGAGGAAGAGGAAGAAGAAGAAGUGCGCACACCUCCUGUGAACAACAAUGGUAACAAGAAGAACUUGCCACCGGCGAAGAAUCGAUCGGCCCGCGGAAGGGCUCAGGCUACGGAAGAGUUAACUCUUGAGAAGGACGAUGAGGAGGAGGAUGAGGAAGAAGAACAAUAUCAUCAUCAUCAUCAGAAAUCACGUGCGCCGCCCACAAGAAAGGCCACUCAAGGCGGUAAGCGAGCACCACCUCCAGCGGCUGUAGAGGAUGAUGAGGAUGAGGAUGAAGAUGAUGAAGAGGAGGAACUCGUAGAGAAAGCCCCGCCCCCACCACCGCCGCCUGCUGCUGCUGGAAAUAAGAAGGGCCAUAUGGUAAAGAAAACAUCAUCACCACCUCCUCCUGCGGCAGUAGAUGAGGAUGAGGAUGAGGAUGAUGAAGAAAUUGAAGAAACACCUCGCACUCCUCCUCCACCGCCGCCUCCUCCUUCAGCGAAGAAGGGCGCCCACGCAAGACGUGCUCCUCCCACACCCCCAACACCUCCUGUCGCUGCUGCUGCAAGUGAAGAUGAGGACAGUAAAAGCCUUGAAGAUGAACAAGAGGAACAAGUGGUGGUAACCUCACGCCCACGAAACCGUACUAGACGAAUGGCUCGUGCUUUACCGCCACGUGUUGAUAACGAUGAUGAUGAUGAUGAUCGCUGGUUCCAAAAGACAAGGCGUUAA